This is a messenger RNA of Cephus cinctus (wheat stem sawfly), 2338 nucleotides long. RefSeq names its product beta-hexosaminidase subunit alpha. The record is from RefSeq and is a predicted model, not a curated record. Gene Ontology annotation, biological process: carbohydrate metabolic process; ganglioside catabolic process; glycosaminoglycan metabolic process. Gene Ontology annotation, cellular component: membrane. The coding region runs from base 603 to 2228 and encodes 541 amino acids. Gene Ontology annotation, molecular function: beta-N-acetylhexosaminidase activity. The transcript is spliced from 6 exons. NCBI's taxonomy places the organism in Eukaryota, Metazoa, Arthropoda, Insecta, Hymenoptera, Cephidae.
CAGAAACUCUAAAUAGCCUGUAGCAGUUUUAUUAUUCAUCCUUAUGAGUUUUACAGGGUAAAUCCCCGUGACUUUAGUCAACGUUACGUUUAUCAGUGUAUACGUAUCUUCAAAAUGUAUUCGUGUGACAGUGCCUGACAUGCCUACUUAGUAACAAACGAGAAUGGAGGGGAUAUUGACUAUUGUGGGGUUCUACUGCAGUCUUACAAUCAACUAUAACAAUAACGUGUAACUUGAUCACAGUCACCUCGCCCAUGUCUACUUGUCUGACAAUCUACUCUAAUUGAGCAAUUGGUGCACUCCAGAGUAGAACCAAGCGUCGCGACGCGUGCGUCUUGUCAUUUGUUAGAACCAGUUUCAUGUCCGAUCAAUUGUUUGCCGAUUUGUCAUAUGUUAACCGAAACAAAGCAACAGCUGAUUAUCAUUUCUCGUAGCUACCACGCGUACGACCAUGGACUCCCCGAGAUAUCACGAACUUAGUCGAGAAUCGACACGAUAGUCGUGGUCACCACAAACGAUACUCACUAUCGGAAUUACAAGCUUUGCCGAACGUCGUGGGGCACAAAAGCGUUUACGAAGUUUAAAAAUACAGUGAAUAGAACAUGUGGUUUCUGACAGUAUUCCCUGUGCUCCUAUUGGCUAUACACCUUCCAAAUAUCAAGUCUGAAUGGCACGGCGACGCUGGACCCUGGGUUAUAGCUACAGAAGGUGAAGUAUGGCCGCGUCCAGCCAGAAAUUGGACCUUCGAUGAAUUUUACCUCCUGCGAUACUCAAAUUUUCAGAUACUCUACGAUGGAUAUUGCGAUAUAACAUUGCGCGCUAUCCACCGUUAUACGCAUAUUAUAUUUGCACAUACACGUAGUGCUAGGAAAGUGAAUAAGAAUAAGCCUAAAAAAAAUUUUUCGAAUGAUCCAGCCUUUAAGGGAUUUAUCAAAACAUUAAAUAUUGAAGGUCCAACGUCAGACUGUAAGGAUCUUCUUCCAACUCUAUAUGCGGAUGAACAUUAUGUUUUAAACAUUAAUAGAACCGGUGACGAGGCUACACUCUCUAGUGAGACUACUUGGGGUAUACUCAGAGGAUUAGAAACCUUCAGUCAACUCCUAACACCUUCCGGUUCCGGUGCCUACUUAAAAAUUCGACGACAAGUUAUUAUCGACGGCCCUCGACUUCCUCAUCGUGGCUUACUCCUGGAUACGUCGCGACACUAUCUACCUCUGGCGGAUAUCCGCUUAACCUUGGAUGCGAUGUCUUAUAACAAACUGAACGUGCUGCACUGGCACAUAGUGGAUGAUAACAGUUUUCCUUAUCAGAGCGAAACUUACCCAAACCUAAGUAAAGAGGGUGCAUAUCAUUCAAGUAUGGUUUACAGUAUUGCCAAUAUAAAUGAUAUAAUUCAAUAUGCACGUCUUCGUGGCAUCUGGGUCAUUCCUGAGUUCGAUACACCUGGUCACACUAGAUCCUGGGGCAAUGCCUAUCCUGAACUGUUGACAACGUGUUAUAACUCCACUGGUCAACCAAACGGUCGACUCGGUCCAAUCGAUCCUACCAAGGACUCUGUGUACAGCUUCAUCUCCACUUUGUUCACUGAGGUUGUUCAGGUGUUUCCUGGGAGUUAUCUUCAUCUUGGAGGCGACGAAGUACCGUUCAGUUGUUGGGCCAGCAAUCCUGAUAUAAUAAAGUAUAUGGAUUCACAGAAACUGGGUCGAAACUUUGCUAAACUGGAAGAGCAAUAUAUACAUAAGGUUUUAGACAUUGUGUCUGCACUUAACACAACGGCUAUUGUUUGGCAAGAGGUUUUCGAUAAUGGGGUCAGCUUACCAAAUUCAACGAUAGUUCAUGUAUGGACCGGCUCGUGGAAGACGGAAUUGUCCAAAAUCACUGCUGCCGGACAUCCGGUUCUUCUUUCAGCUUGUUGGUAUCUGGAUCAUACUGCCGAAGGUGGGGAUUGGAAGAAAUUUUACGUCUGUGAUCCAAUGGACUUUCCUGGUUUCAAUACCAGCCGGUUGAUGUUGGGUGGAGAAGCCUGUAUGUGGGGAGAAUUUGUGGACAAGAAUAACAUUCAUCCGAGGAUCUGGCCCAGGGCUAGUGCAGCUGCUGAACGUCUGUGGAGUGAAUUUGCAGAUGAUCUUGAUACUGCAGCUAGACGAUUGGAGGAACAUGCCUGUCGUAUGAAUCGCCGGGGAAUCCCCGCUCAGCCACCAAACGGAUCUGGUUUUUGUGUCGUUUAAAAAUGCCGCCUCUUUUUUAAAACCUGAUCUAAACUGUUAUAAUGUAACGAGUAAAGUAAAAGUGUACGUUAGGUUAGGUUUAUUACGAAUAAAUAUUUUUUUCAAUUAUA